Molecule: messenger RNA, 2316 nt
Organism: Choloepus didactylus (southern two-toed sloth)
Lineage: Eukaryota; Metazoa; Chordata; Mammalia; Pilosa; Megalonychidae
Gene: DDX59
Product: DEAD-box helicase 59
Exons: 8
Coding region: 206-2065 (619 amino acids)
Molecular function (GO): nucleic acid binding; RNA helicase activity; ATP binding
Source: RefSeq, a predicted model, not a curated record
CGAUGGGGUGGGGGCGAGAACCCGAGACCGUGCUGGCUGUCUGCCCUGCUGGAGCGGGUUUCGUUUCACCAUUUGAGGACUUCAGGUCUUCUUCCUUGCACUCCGCCGUCCCCACCCCACCCCCGUCAUUUUUUGAAGACUUCUAGGAUAGUAAUUCUAAACCUUCAGCUGCAUUUUUGUUUUUCUGGAAAAUGGAAAUUGAAACAUGUUUGUUCCAAGAUCUCUAAAAAUCAAGAGGAAUGCUAAUGAUGACAGCAAAAACUGUACAUCUAAGAAAAUUAAACCACAAGCAGAAGACCUUCAGCUGGAUGAAAGCAGAGAUGUUCCAGUUGAUGCUUUAGUGAAAACAGAAGCCACAACACCAGGCAAGCACAGGACGGAAUCAUGUCCCUUCCCCAAUCCUGCUGGUCUGGCUGAGACUUGUUUGGUAGGACCAGAGCAGGGUGUGAAGGACAGUGAUCUUUCUGAAGAGCCUGUUAAGUCAUUUUCCAAAACACAGCGCUGGGCAGAACCUGGAGAACCUGUCUGUGUUGUCUGUGGUCGUUAUGGAGAGUAUAUCUGUGAUAAGACGGAUGAAGAUGUGUGUAGCUUGGAGUGUAAAGCAAAACAUCUGCUGCAAGUUAAAGAAAAGGAAGAGAAAUUAAAGCUCUGCAGUCCACAAGAAACUGAUUGUAAGCCAGAGCCUCCACUUAAUACAUUUUAUGUUUAUAGGGAGCACCCCUUUAUUUUGAACCUCCAGAAGGACCAGAUUGAAAAUCUUAAACAGCAGCUAGGAAUUUUAGUUCAAGGGCAGGAAGUCACCAGCCCCAUUAUCGACUUUGAACAUUGUGGCUUUCCUGAGGCCUUAAAUCACAACUUGAAGAAAUCAGGCUAUGAAGUUCCAACCCCCAUCCAAAUGCAGAUGAUUCCUGUUGGACUUCUGGGAAGGGACAUUCUGGCCAGUGCUGAUACUGGCUCAGGAAAAACGGCAGCUUUUCUUCUUCCUGUUAUCAUCCGAGCUUUAUUUGAGAACAAAACUCCAUCUGCACUUAUCCUUACACCCACAAGAGAGUUAGCCAUCCAGAUAGAGAGACAAGCUAAAGAAUUGAUGAGCGGCCUGCCGUGCAUGAAAACAGUGCUUCUGGUUGGGGGCUUACCCUUACCCCCACAGCUUUAUCGGUUGCGACAACGCGUUAAGGUUAUCAUCGCAACCCCUGGACGACUUCUGGAUAUAAUAAAACAGAGCUCUGUAGAACUCUGUGGUAUAAAAAUUGUAGUAGUAGAUGAAGCUGACACCAUGUUAAAGAUGGGCUUUCAACAACAAGUGCUUGACAUUUUGGAAAACAUUCCUAAUGACUGUCAGACCAUUUUGGUUUCAGCCACAAUUCCAACUAGCAUAGAACAACUAGCAAGUCAGCUUCUGCAUAACCCAGUGAGAAUUAUCGCUGGAGAAAAGAACUUGCCUUGUUCUAAUGUACGCCAGAUUAUUCUGUGGGUAGAAGAACCAGCCAAAAAGAAAAAAUUAUUUGAAAUCUUAAAUGAUAAGAAACUCUUUAAGCCUCCAGUAUUAGUAUUUGUAGACUGCAAACUAGGAGCAGAUCUGUUGAGUGAUGCAGUUCAGAAAAUCACAGGUUUAAAAAGCACAUCCAUACAUUCGGAGAAGUCACAAAUAGAAAGGAGAAGCAUAUUGGAGGGAUUACUUGACGGAGACUAUGAAGUCGUAGUGAGCACAGGAGUGCUGGGACGAGGCCUAGACUUGAUCAGUGUGAAGCUGGUUGUCAAUUUUGAUAUGCCUUCCAGUAUGGAUGAGUACGUGCAUCAGGUUGGAAGAGUGGGGAGAUUAGGUCAAAAAGGAACAGCGAUUACUUUCAUCAAUAACAAUUCAAAAAGACAUUUCUGGGAUAUUGUAAAAAGAGUAAAACCCACAGGAUCCAUUCUUCCCCCACAGUUAUUAAACUCCCCUUACCUUCUUGACCAGAAGAGAAAGGAGCAACAGAAAAUUAAACAGUCACAGAGUGAUCUUGUUACAGGAGCUAAUCUUAUGGACAUUAUUAGAAAACACGAUAAAAGUAAUUCUCAGAAAUGAUUUGAAAUGCCACUUUGACUCAUUUUUUCAUUGUGUAUUGGUCAGCAAAAUUUCUGUGUGUUAAUACUGUGUGGUGUUUGAGUAAAUGGGGCAUGUACAUAAAACAUGAAAGUUAAAUGUGAUUUUUUUAACAUUUAAUAGAAUGUCAAAUUUGUACAGCAGAAUUGUAUUUAUUUCCCUUCUUAAUUCUAAUAUGCUAAAAACAACUCGGGAAAAUGAAUUGCUAAAUAAAAUAAAAUGUUUUCUCUGGA